CACCCUUGCUCGCUCGUUUGUGUUGUAUUGUGUGCCAGUACGUAGUGUGCCACGAGUACUAAAAUUCUGCACCACCCGUCUGUCGGAUGCUCGAAGCACCACCACAGUUGCCAAAAUAACGUGACGACCCAGUCAACGCAGCAAGAGCAAAAAGAAGAGCAGCAACAACAACAAACGGACCGCUGCACUGCAACAAAGAGCCACGAGCACCCUCGUUGAAUCCUCAGGUCAAAAAGCUUUCCUUGUCUCCUCGUGCAACCCUCCCAUUGUUCAAGUAAGCCCAUCAAGCCAAGCUACCGUAUCAAGCCCACACAACUUGUAGUGAGCAGUAGUAGUCGAGUGUAGUUAGUUCCGCUAGCACCGCAGCAACACAGCAACAGCAACAGCCCAAGCAGGAACGGCAACCAACAACCCAGCAUAGCCCCCUUACAUAGACAAACACACGAUGAUGAUGGACGAUUUCUUGGGUCAGAUCAACGGCAAUGAUCAACAACAACAACAACAGCCGAACCCAUUCGGCAUGGAACCGUUUGGUGGUGCGGAAGCAGCCGCCGCAGAUCCGUUUGGUGCGUUUGGGUUUGGCAAUGGCGGAGACAAUGGCGGAGGUCCCUUUUUGAUGGACGACGACGAUCAUGUGUUUGGUGGUGCUGUUGAUGCCGAGUUUCAAAUGAUGGACAAUAGUCAGCAUUCCAUUGGUGAUUUGUUCUUGUCGGGACACGUGAGUCGUUGUCUUCAAGAAAAGACGUCCAUGAUGCUCAGUGAAGAAGAACUGCGGUGGGCACGAGAACUCAAGGGAGCACUGGAAGCGUCCGACAUGGCCGAUGUGUUGACGGAUAUGCAGAUUGCGCAGUACGCCAUUGUGGCGGACGGACACAUUCUGAAUGCGCUUCAGCGGAUUCACGCCAUGGUGGCCUUUCAAAAAGAAUACGACAUUGACGACAGUGUCGCGCAGGGAAUGGAGUGUAUAGAAGCGCUACUCGAUCAACAAGACGGAGUGUUUUUGGACGUUGACACGAAUCCACAAACCCAAGAGAGUGUCAUUGUGGUCGAUGUCCGCGCGUUCAACCCCAAGGCGGCUCUUUCCGUCAACCGCACGGGCAAGGGCGGAGCCGAACUCCACUGGAAGAUCCUCGCACGAGGAUACUACUACCUCUACAAGGCCGCUCAACCAUCGCUGGCAAGUGUACGACACGGACUCUUUCUAGUUGCCGACUGCGAUGGCAUGGGAUGGGAAAACUUUGAUCUGGAAUCGCUGCAACGAAUCCACGCCGAACUUUUUCAAGCGUAUCCCAUGAGAUGGAAAUCCAUCAUGGCAUACAACACGGGUCUUGUCGCCAAUGUCUGUUGGGGACUCUGCAAACGACUGUGGAGUCUGGAAUUCCGUCAAGCAUUGGAACUGGGAUGUCAACUCGUCGACACGGAUGCUUCCAAACCACCAAGACGCAUGGCCGAAAUGUACCAGCAACCCAAUGUUGCUGCCGUACGUAAAAAGGUACUGCGACGAGUUGGUGAAUUACUGGGGGAACGAGACGAAAAUGAAGACGAAUAUGAUUUCCCACUCGUCUCUCAAUAAGGAAAACAGACUCUCUUGAUACACUACACACAAGUCAAAAGGUCAAAACACAUCCAUCCUGUGCCAUAAUACUACUCAUUUCAUCAUCCAUUCCAUUUUCAAUCUAAAAAGGAAAAACACAAACACAGAACGAGUUUAAUUAGUAACUGCAUUUUCCCUUUUUUUC
Messenger RNA from Seminavis robusta, 1739 nucleotides. The record is from the annotation of a GenBank genome assembly. Lineage: Eukaryota; Bacillariophyta; Bacillariophyceae; Naviculales; Naviculaceae.